AUGCCACCAUACGCGGCCCUGGCCAGCCUCUUAACCAGGGUCACCAGCUCCCUGCCAAGAGAGAAGCCCACCAAGAUCCUGGCAGAAGGCUGCGGAAGGGAACAGCUAGGGGCAAGGACAUGGGGAAGCCCAGCAGCCUCUGGGGGAGGGUUUGCAGCCAAAAGACAAAUCCCAGCAGUGAGGCAGCCUGGGGGAGGGGGACAGCCUCGGAGCCUGUGCCUCUGCCUUUCAGGCAGCAGAGGCCUGAAGACCAAGAGAUCCCCAUCGACACUGAGAAGGCCUCCGCAGAAGCCUCGGAAUAUCCUCACACGAGAUGCAUUCGAGGAGCAGGCUGGCAGGGUGCAAAAGGGGCGGACGCAGACGCAGAUAGGCCAGCCGUCCCAGUCAGAGCUAGGAGCGGCCACGACCACUAAAGAGGAGGCCUUACUGAGGUUGAAAGAUCUCAAGAAUCCUGAAGCUACCCAGCCAUACUGGUCAGGGCCAGAUGACAGGUCUCAAAGCUCGGCGGAUGAUAGCUCGCUACCCCUGACCCCCCGGCAGCUGGCAGCUUUCCAGGACAUCUUCAAACUGUUCAGUUGCAGCCCAACAGGCACUGUGGACAUGCAAAGCAUGAAAGUUGCCCUGCGCAACACGGGUAUCCAGCUGGGCCCACAGGAGAUGUGCGAGGCUCUUCGGCUGGCCGACUUAGAUGGUGAUGGAACCGUAAGCUUCAAGGACUUCCUGGGUGUCCUUACUGACAACCACCGUCUGGCUCAGUACAUGGGCCAAAUGAAGGGCAAUCGGGUCGGUGAGCCCCCGGGCCUGCAGACCCUGUUCCUCGAGGUGCUGUUCAAACUACUGAGUCAAGGCUUUGUGCCCCCCAAAUCAAGGCAGGAGGUGACAAGCUACUAUUUCAAGAAGCAGCGAGCCCUGCGGCUGAGCUUGUGCGCUCGGAACCGGGCGCGCCAGGGCCGGCCUGCGCGUGCGCACACGGGCCUCACCUUCUUCUGCCAAGCUGCGCGCCUCAAUGGCCUCUCCAGCUCUCAGCUGGCGCGCUCCCUGCACACACUGUGCAGAGCAGGUGGGCGCAGCCCCUACACUCAGAUCCCCAACCUCGCCGGGCGCCAGAGGCCAGAACGCAAGGCUCGAGUUCCAGGGUCCGACGUCCGCCUCCCCAAGCCCCAACAGCCAGGCCGCCCCAAGCUCCCUCCCAACCUUGGGCCACUCAGCAAAGGUCCCCUCCGCCCUCCCGCCGGGCUAAUGAGCCAGCCGCUGGAGCAAAUGCGCCCCUCGAAGCUGGCUUCCUCCCCGCCAACUCUAGUGCAGAAGCACCCCUCCUCCCCUUCGCCAGCCUGUUUCCAGAGAUGUGCUAUGAAGAGCUUGUACAAGUAA
Mus pahari (shrew mouse) is the source of this 1371-nucleotide messenger RNA. RefSeq lists its product as uncharacterized. The transcript is spliced from 10 exons. Gene Ontology annotation, molecular function: calcium ion binding. Lineage: Eukaryota; Metazoa; Chordata; Mammalia; Rodentia; Muridae. The record is from RefSeq and is a predicted model, not a curated record. The coding region runs from base 1 to 1371 and encodes 456 amino acids.